Molecule: messenger RNA, 1575 nt
Organism: Rangifer tarandus platyrhynchus (Svalbard reindeer)
Lineage: Eukaryota; Metazoa; Chordata; Mammalia; Artiodactyla; Cervidae
Source: the annotation of a GenBank genome assembly
AUGCUGGAGCUGAGCCUGUCCUGGCUGGGACUCGGGCUGGUGGCAGCCUCCCCGUGGCUGCUGCUGCUGCUGGUCGGGGCCUCCUGGAUCCUGGCCUGCAUCCUGGCCUGGACCUACACCUUCUACAACAACUCUCGCCGCCUCCGAUGUUUCCCACAGCCCCCAAAACGUAACUGGUUCUUUGGUCACCUGGGUCUGAUUCAGAGCUCAGAGGAAGGUCUCCUGUACACACAGGGCCUGGCCAGCACCUAUGGGGAUGCAUGCUGCUGGUGGGUGGGGCCCUGGCACCCAAUCAUCCGCAUCUUCCACCCCACCUGCAUCAAGCCUGUGCUCUUCGCUCCAGCUGCCACUGCACCCAAGGAUGUGGUCUUCUACGACUUUCUGAAGCCCUGGCUGGGGGAUGGGCUCCUCCUGAGUGCUGGUGACAAGUGGAACAGGCACCGUCGCAUGCUGACACCUGCCUUCCACUUCAACAUCCUGAAGCCCUAUAUGAAGAUUUUCACCAAGAGCACAGACAUCAUGCAUGCCAAGUGGCAGCGUCUGAUCAAAGAGGGCCACACCCAUCUGGACAUGUUUGAACACAUCAGCCUCAUGACCCUGGACAGUCUGCAGAAAUGUGUCUUCAGUUACGACAGCAGUUGCCAAGAGAAGCCCAGUGACUAUAUCGCGGCCAUCUUGGAGCUCAGCGCGCUUGCGGCAAAACGAUAUCAGCAGCUCUUCCUGCACAUGGACUUCCUGUACUACCUCACCCCAGAUGGGCGGCGCUUCCGCAGGGCCUGCCGCCUGGUGCACGACUUCACAGAUGCCGUCAUCCAGGAGCGGCGCCGCACCCUCCCCAGUGAGGGUAUUGAUGACUUCCUCAAAGCCAAAGCAAAGACCAAGACUUUGGACUUCAUUGACGUACUCCUGUUGACCAAGGAUGAAGAUGGGAAGGGAUUAUCAGACGAAGACAUCCGAGCUGAAGCUGACACCUUCAUGUUUGAAGGCCAUGACACCACAGCCAGUGGCCUCUCCUGGGUCCUGUACAACCUUGCAAAGCACCCAGAAUAUCAGGAGCGCUGCCGGCAGGAGGUGCAAGAGCUCCUGAGGGACCGCGAGCCUAAAGAGAUUGAAUGGGACGACCUGGCUCAGUUGCCCUUCCUGACCAUGUGCAUCAAGGAGAGUCUGCGGUUGCACCCCCCAGUCACCGUCAUCUCUCGCUGCUGUACCCAGGACAUCAUGCUUCCAGACGGCCGGGUCAUCCCCAAAGGUGUUAUCUGCCUCAUCAGUAUUUUUGGGACCCACCACAACCCAUCUGUGUGGCCAGACCCUGAGGUCUAUGACCCCUUCCGCUUCGAGCCAGAAAACAUCAAGGGGAGGUCACCUCUGGCUUUUAUCCCCUUCUCAGCGGGUCCCAGGAACUGCAUCGGGCAGACAUUCGCCAUGACCGAGAUGAAAGUGGUCCUGGCGCUCACGCUACUGCGCUUCCGUGUCCUGCCAGAUGAGGAGGAGCCUCGCCGGAAGCCAGAGCUGAUCCUGCGUGCGGAGGGCGGGCUUUGGCUGCGGAUGGAGCCGCUGAGCGCCGGACACCAAUGA